Messenger RNA from Mucor velutinosus, 1611 nucleotides. RefSeq lists its product as uncharacterized. Gene Ontology annotation, biological process: carboxylic acid metabolic process. Gene Ontology annotation, molecular function: isocitrate lyase activity. The record is from RefSeq and is a predicted model, not a curated record. Lineage: Eukaryota; Fungi; Mucoromycota; Mucoromycetes; Mucorales; Mucoraceae. The coding region runs from base 1 to 1611 and encodes 536 amino acids. The transcript is spliced from 3 exons.
AUGACCUACGUUGAUCAAGAGCAAUUGGAAUUCGAGCAAGAAGUCGAGAAAGUCAAGCAAUGGUGGGCUUCUCCUCGUUUCAAGUUGGUCAAGCGUCCUUACACUGCAGAGUCAAUUGUGUCCAAACGUGGUUAUUUCCCUGUUGAGUACAGAUCAAAUACUCAAGCCAAAAAGCUGUGGAAGACCCUUCAACAAAAUAAGGCUAAGGGUGAAACCUCUCACACGUUUGGUGCUCUUGAUCCCGUUCAAGUCACUCAAAUGGCUCCUCAUCUCGAUACUGUCUAUGUCUCUGGAUGGCAAUGCUCUUCCACUGCUUCCAGCUCCAAUGAGCCUGGACCUGAUCUUGCUGAUUAUCCUAUGGAUACCGUCCCCAACAAGGUUGAGCAUCUCUUCUUUGCCCAACUCUUCCACGACCGCAAGCAACGUGAAGCUCGUCUUGCCAUGACUCCUGAGGAGAGAGCCAAAACUCCCAAAAUUGAUUACUUGAGACCCAUCAUUGCAGAUGGCGACACUGGCCACGGUGGUAUCACUGCUGUGAUGAAGCUCACAAAGAUGUUUGUUGAGCGUGGUGCUGCUGGUAUUCAUGUUGAGGAUCAAGCGCCUGGUACCAAGAAAUGUGGCCAUAUGGCUGGUAAGGUAUUGGUCCCCAUUGCUGAGCAUAUCAAUCGUUUGGUUGCUAUUCGUGCUCAAUACGAUAUUAUGGGCGUUGAGAAUGUCGUUGUCGCUCGUACUGAUGCUGAAGCCGCCACUUUAAUCACUAGUAACGUCGACCCCCGUGAUCAUGAGUUCAUAGUUGGUUCCACCAACCCAAGCUUGAAGCCAUUGGCCUCUGUGAUGCAUGAAGCUGAAGGUAGAGGUAUUCAAGGUGCUGAACUCCAAGCCAUAGAAGAUGAUUGGGUUUCUAAGGCUGGUUUCAAGCGUUAUGGUACUGCUGUUGCUGAGGAAUUGAUUACCUUGGGUAAAGGUGAAUUAGCCUCCAAGUUCAUCUCUGAAAUCCGCUUCAAGUCAAACGAUGAAGCUCGUGCUAUUGCAAAGAGCAGCUAUGGUGUUGUUAUUCACUGGGAUUGGGACGCUUGUCGAGUUCGUGAAGGUUACUACCGCUAUGAAGGUGGCACUGAAGCGGCUACUUCUCGCUCCAUUGCUUUUGCUGGUUAUGCCGAUAUGCUUUGGAUGGAAACCAAGAAGCCAAUCUUGUCUCAAGCCGAGCAAUUCUCAAAGGGUGUCUUGGCCGCUUCCCCUGAGUCAUUGUUAUGUUAUAACUUGUCUCCUUCCUUCAACUGGGAUGCUGCAGGUUUGACUGAUCAAGAUAUGGAAUCUUACAUUCAGAAUCUUGGCAGACUAGGCUUUGUUUGGCAAUUCAUUACUUUGGGUGGUCUCCAUGCGAAUGCCCUUGCAACUGCUACAUUUGCCAAGAGCUUCAAAGAGAGCGGUAUGUACGGAUACGUAUCCAAUGUGCAACGUAAAGAAAGGGAGCACGGCGUCGACGUUUUACAACAUCAAAAAUGGUCUGGUGCCACCUAUGUCGAUGAACUAAUGAAGAUUGUCACCGGUGGUAUGUCUGCUACAGCCGCCAUGGGUAAAGGUGUUACUGAGGAUCAGUUCAAGCAUUAA